AUGGCGGACUUCUUCAACCUCAAAGCGCGACAAGCGGCAGCUGCGCAGGCCAGUUCAUCGAAGGCUCCCACAACCAACCGUCCGAAGACCCUUUCCGAAGUUACAGCACAAGACAAUACGAUCCAAAUCCUUUCCCGCACCCUCCAAUCCGCCAACCUCCCCCACAUGCUCUUCUAUGGCCCACCCGGCACCGGAAAGACCUCCACCAUCCUCGCCCUCGCAAAACAGCUCUACGGCCCCGAACUCAUGAAAUCGCGCGUGCUCGAGCUCAAUGCCUCCGACGAACGUGGAAUCUCCAUCGUUCGGGCGAAAGUGAAGGACUUCGCGAGGCAACAGCUCUCCGCUGCGCCGACGCAUAACAUCAUGGUGGAGGAUGAAAAUGCGGAAAGCGGCGUCAAGCAGGUGAGGUAUAGGGAUAGAUAUCCGUGCCCGCCGUUCAAGAUUAUUGUGCUGGAUGAGGCGGAUAGCAUGACGCAGGAUGCGCAGAGCGCGCUGAGGAGGACGAUGGAGACAUACAGUAAGAUGACGAGGUUCUGCUUGGUGUGUAAUUAUGUAACGAGGAUUAUUGAUCCGUUGGCGUCGAGGUGCAGCAAGUUCCGAUUCAAGAGCUUAGAUCAGGGCAAUGCGGUCAAGCGUGUAGAGGAUAUCGCGAAGCUUGAGGGUGUUAACCUUGAUCAAGGUGUGAGCGAGGAGCUCGUGAGGGUUGCAGAGGGGGAUUUGAGGAAAGCUAUCACGUUUCUGCAAUCUGCGGCACGGCUCGUUGGCGCAGCUCAGAAAGAGGGUGCUGCAACAGGAAAGCGGAAGGCGCGCGCCGUUGUUGAUGAAGACGAAAUGGAUAUUGACCCAGCGGCUCCCUCCGUCACAAAAACCCACAUCGCGGAGAUUGCCGGUGUUAUCCCCGAAACGACCCUCGAAUCGCUCACAUCUGCCAUCUUCCCCGGUUCGCAAUCACAAUUACAGUAUACUAAGAUUGCGAAGGUGGUCGAGGAUAUGAUAGCGGAGGGUUGGAGUGCGGCACAGACAGUUGGGCAGCUGUACGAAAAAGUACUUUAUGAUGAGCGUGUGGGCGAUCUGCAGAAGAUGAGGAUUACAGGUCUGUUUAGCGAGGUGGAUAAGAGGUUAGGAGAUGGAGGAGAUGAGCAUCUGGCUGUGUUAGAUCUGGGAUUGCGGAUUAGUGGUGUGCUAUGCCAGGGUUAG
Didymosphaeria variabile is the source of this 1197-nucleotide messenger RNA. RefSeq names its product nuclear protein localization protein 4. Gene Ontology annotation, molecular function: ATP hydrolysis activity; DNA binding; ATP binding. Lineage: Eukaryota; Fungi; Ascomycota; Dothideomycetes; Pleosporales; Didymosphaeriaceae. Gene Ontology annotation, cellular component: DNA replication factor C complex; nucleus. The transcript is spliced from 2 exons. Gene Ontology annotation, biological process: DNA repair; DNA-templated DNA replication. The record is from RefSeq and is a predicted model, not a curated record. Bases 1 to 1197 code for a protein of 398 amino acids.